GGCUAUUUGAAAUUUUUCUACUGCUCACGUUACUUAUAUUCCAAAUGUCUGGAUUUGACCCAGUUUCUGACUUUCUUGCUCGUGAACAGGAGGCUCUUGGGGAUUUAGGUGAUGAUUUGAAGCUUAGCGAAGAUAUUUCAAAUACCGAGGUCUCUGAUCCCAGUUAUGUGUUUCUUAAUGGACAAUCUACAAUGAAUGGCUCUAAUUUUGGACACAAUUUGGCUGAACCUGAUUGUAGAGCUAACAAUUCUGUUCAUGAUUUCAACACAAUUGUAUCAUCUGACAGUAAUGUUGGUGGAACUGAGUCUUGGCGGGAGGAAUUCGAGAAAAGAAUUAAGGCUAAAGAUGCUGAAGAAGAAAAAAAAUGUGCUGAGUUGAUGGAAACAGGAAAAAAGGAGUUAAAUCAUUGGUACAAAGAAUAUCACCAAAGAUUAGAAACAAAAUCCCGUGAAUUGCGUGAGAAAAAAACAUGAUUCAAAUGGUCAUUUCAUGAAUGGUGAUGGUAGCAAACCAUCUGUGAAAGAUACAGCCGUUUGGGAGAGUAUUUGCAAUUUAUGUGAUUUUCAAGUAUGCGUUUAAUAUAUCAUUUUAUUUGAUUACCUAACCUGUUAAAAAACUUGGUAAUUUCUUUUCAUUGAAGAUAAAUUAGAUCUUUCAUGGUUAGAAAAAAUACAUUAAUUAAAAGCGUUGGUUACACAAGACUCGACGUGUAAUCACUGGAUUUUAAUUGUUUGAAUCCUGUUCUAUUUAUUUUAGUCAGAGCAACCCCAGUUGUGUUAUAGCUUAAAGCCCUUGGUACUUAGUCUCGGUAUAUAUCCGUAAUUUUACUUAAUUCAGCAUCUGGUCAAAAUGAUCAGUAAAAAAACGAUUAAAAAAUACCCGUCAAAUAGCAGUAUAAGUUUGUUUUUUAAUUGUGAAAUACGUAAGUCUCAAGGCAAGAAAGUAAUUAGUGCUUAGGUGUUUCCGUGUUUUAGAUAUAUUAAGUAACUUGGCAUUAAGUUGUUCUCUUAUUUAAUUUCAUCUUAAGUCCUCGUUAACUAUAUUGAACACAGUUUAAAUUUCUUAACUGGAUUCUAUUUUAAUUCAUUUAUUUAAAUAUGUACUUCUAAUGUAUCACUGUCAGAUGCGGAAAUAUUCAUGGUCUUGUUUGUACGCGUGAGUGGAACGUCGACCUAAUAAAUCACUUUAUUAUAAAUUAUACAAUCUACAGAGUUUUAUAUAUAAGGCUGUACAUGAUGGAAAACCGGAGGUACACGAAUAAACCUUAAGUAAUUUUCUAUGGUCCUGGAGUUUUGUUUAUUUGUUCACUUAUUUAAUUGUUGAAACUAUGAAACAUUACAACCGCCUAAUUAGCGACAUACAAUUCUAGUUGGCAUUCGAAUUGUUCAAUGGAAGACCAAUGUCUGAAAGACGAAGAUAUGAGGCCAUUCCAUAAAUUCUCUAAUUUGUAUUCAUUAUCCUUUGCUAUCUUUAACUAUUAUAACGAUGUGGUACUAUGUACUUUAAUUCUAGUGAGUUAGAACAGUUGUCUCUUAAGUAUCGUUUACGACUGAUUAGUAGACAGUUGCUAUUUUAAUGACACAACGCCUCAGGAAAAUUGUUAUUGAGCUUGUUCUAUUAAUGAUCUGUUGAAAAGUGAAAUCUAUUUCGUCAACUUCAAACAAACAGCAUAUGUACAGUUAUAAAUAUCUAAAUUUUCAUUUUCCUCUUCCCAUAAGGUUUAGGUAUUCUGCGUAUUUGGCCUCAGAGUACUUUAGAGAUAUGUCUAGCUAACAACUGAAAUCCUUGUAAUGUUAAGAUAUGAAAGUGUGUUCUGUAUAGAGAUUUACUUCCAGCAAUCUUCUAAGUUCCCUUAAGAAUUGUACUUUGUUAAAUUCAAUUUACUUACUGUUAGUAUUCAAAGCAGCGCUUACAGACCUUUUCGUAGAUGUCACCCCACCAACAAUCGAAGAAAUCAUCAUGGCCACCAUGACCAGGCAAAAUACCAGCUGAAUCACUGAAGUCAGACAAGGAUUCUCAGCAUUCUAUUCAGGAAGAUUUGAGAGGAAGAACAAUUCCCGACAGACUGAAAAGAAGGACACCUCAUCAAAAUAUCAAAGAAAGGAGAUCUGAACAAAUGUGAGAACUACAGAGGCAUCACACUACUAUCAGUACCAGGAAAGUUUUUCAACAGAAUGUUGCUGAGCCGGAUAAAUGACUCAGUAGACGCCCAACUUCGAAAUCAACAGGCGGAUUCUGUAAGGAUCGGUCGUGCGCAGACCGAUUCGCAACACUGCGGAUCAUCGUUGAGCAAUCAAUUAAAUGGAACUCGUCACUUUACAUCAACUUCCUGAACUAUGGGAAAGCAUUUGACAGUGUAUAGGAUGGCCUUAUGGAACCUUGUUCGACACUGUGGUGUACCUGAGAAAAUCGUCAACAUCAAACAGGAUUCAUACGACGGACUACACUGCAAAGUGGUGCAUAGAAGACAUUUGACAGAUGUAUUCCAAAUGAAGACUGGUGUCAGACAAGGCUGCUUAAUCUCCCGCUUUCUCUCUCUUCUGGUAGUUGACUGGAUUAUGAAAACCUCCACAUCUGAGGGAAAGCACGGAAUACAGUGUGCAGUUUAGAUGCACCUAGACGAUUCGGAAUUCGCAUGUGAUCUAGUCCUUUUAUCCUAUGCACAGCAACAAGUGCAGAUGAAGACAGCCAUUGUAGCCUUAACUUCUGCAUCAGUAGGCCUCAAUAUACACAACGGAGAAAUCAAGAUCCUAAAAUACAACACAGCGACCACCAACCGAAGCCCAGGACAGUGUAGUUUGGAGAUUGCUGGUCGGUAGCCUAUUCUCCACAAGGGUUAACAGGGUCCAAGCAAAAAACUGCAAUUGAUACGUCAAGAAUGCGUAGUAUUCUACUCUCUCUUAAACCGAACAAUUAAUAUACACUAUUCAUGGAAUAUCAAUGAAAACAAUUUGUGCCUAUACCCUGUUUUACUGUUUUGUCUUCUUUCAAUAAUAUAAACAAGUGUGAUUUCUACUAAAUAGGGAAAAAAAGUGCCUUGUUAUAUGUUAUAUAAUGUUUGGAAUUUGUAUUUUCUCUCACCUAACUAAUUAUUGACAAUUGGAUAAUUAAUUUCAUCUUGGUUUUGUUCAUUAAAACAUGACAAUAUAUAUAUUUCCUCCCUCUUUUUAUCUAAAUAAAUUUUGAUAAAAAUGGUUUAUGUUUAUCCUAAGUUGAUAAUAAUUCUUUAUUAGGCAUAUACAUUACGCUAUCAAUGUUUGGUUGUGUCAGUUAAUUCUCUUUUUUUGUGUGUGGAACAAAUACAAAUGAAUUUUGGUUUUUACAACAUAUAUUUUUGUAAGCGAAUAGUUCUACCAUUUAUUGGUUCGUUUCUCUGCCUUAUAUUAACAUUCAGAAUUAUAGGUGUUUGCAAUUAUGAUUUGUGUCAGUGUUUGUUACUUUUCUGUCGGUAUGUUUGUCCGAAAAGGCGUGUUUUUGUCUGUGUGUGUGUGUGUUGUGCUUCAUAUAUUUUUUCUUAACAAUUUAUACUGUGAAUAAAUAAAUGACUUAAUUGAUACUUGUUGUUUUCUUUGUCUUUUAUCGAUAAUGUUUUGAAAAGUUAUACAUAUAUGUAUGUUUGUAUUUGGUGUGUGUGUGUUAUUGUAUUUGUAGUUCGUCGGGUAUCCUGAACUUCUGUCAAUUCUGUAGUCACGAGUUGUUUAAAUUUUAUGAUUAGGUUUAUAUACAGCAGCUUAUAUAUAUAAGUUCACCUACCAAGUACCGGUUUAUGUACUCAGCUG
Molecule: messenger RNA, 3779 nt
Organism: Schistosoma mattheei
Lineage: Eukaryota; Metazoa; Platyhelminthes; Trematoda; Strigeidida; Schistosomatidae
Source: the annotation of a GenBank genome assembly